Molecule: messenger RNA, 3019 nt
Organism: Thalassophryne amazonica
Lineage: Eukaryota; Metazoa; Chordata; Actinopteri; Batrachoidiformes; Batrachoididae
Gene: blnk
Product: B cell linker
Exons: 24
Coding region: 181-1728 (515 amino acids)
Biological process (GO): intracellular signal transduction; cell surface receptor protein tyrosine kinase signaling pathway
Source: RefSeq, a predicted model, not a curated record
GAUAAGUGAAAAUGCUAAGCACUGCUUCAUGCUGGCUUUAAUGGAGUGACCACCCUGCAUGUGCGCUACUUCUCUCUGUUGAAGUUGACUGAUGAGUUGAGUCACCAGCCCGUGACGGGUCACAAAUAGUUGGAAUGCUCAAAGCACAGUGCUGCUAAAAGGUUACCUGCUGAGACCAAAAUGAACCUGCCAUCGAAAGAGGAGUGUGAAAGCUGGGACCAGGAACAAGUGGCCUUCUUCUUGUGUAGCAACAAAAUGCAAGAAUGUGCAGCUACUGUAAACAGACUGAAAAUUAACGGACUAAGAUUUCUGAAUCUGUCAGACAGUGACAUAAGCAAGUUCAGUCUCAUCCAUCAACCGCAACUGCAGAAGAUUGUUCAGGGCAUCAGGAAAAAUGAUGGCGGCUUUCUGAAUAAAAUAAGAAGACUGAGAAGCAAACCACUUCCAAAAGUACCUGCAAGAGAUUACAGAGAUGAUGAGAGGGAGGAUGAUGAGCUGUCUGACUUUGAUUAUGAUAACGAAAUGUAUGAGGAUCCGCGUGAGAACCAGGAUGGCAGCUACGAGCCUCCUCCCAGCCACAGCGACUUCACCAUCGGACCUUCUAUUUCCAUCCCAAUUGGAGAGUAUCUUGACAGCUGCCAUAACCGACCCCAGCUACCUCCCAAAAAGCCCCGCCGCCCAGACAAAGCCUGCAAAGAACUCCCUCCUGAACCCACUCCGACAGGAAGUGAUGAAGAAGACUACAUUGAACCAGAUGGCGGUAAUGAUGAUAACUACAUAGAACCUGAAGAAAGUCCACCUGCUGAUCACCUGAUGCAUGGUGUGAGAAGACCAGGGAGGCACCCUGUGCUGCCAAAACCUUCACCCGGUCAACCACCCACUCCUGAUUUUUAUGAAGUUCCCGACCAACAGGAAAGGUGUGCACCAGCAAACAGACCGUGUCCAGCCCCUGCAGCAUUGCCACUUUGUUUACCACCAAUAGCAAACCCCAGAAUGAAUAUGAACAAAUCCCCUGUUUCUCAUGUCCAGGAACACCCAGGUGAUGAUGAGUAUGAAAUUUGUGAUCCAGAUGAUAACAGUUCCAGCUCUCAAUCGACGAAUGACCGUCCCCCAGUGCGACCCAAACCUUUGCCCAGAGAUAGGUCACCAAAACCACCACAUUUAAGACCGAAGCCAGAUUUAAAACCAAAAGAAUUUGCAGGCCGAACACUUCCAGUGAUCCACACGGACCACAAUCCUCAUCCCAAAACACAUUCACUCGACAUGAAACGACCAAUCAUUCCUAUUCCACAGUUGUUCAAGCCCCACAUCUCCAGCCAAACUGAAACAGGGCGUGUUGGUGUUGACAUUGGACUGUUAGAUGAAGAUAAGGAGGCAGGUGUCUAUAACAAGCCAUGGUAUGCAAGAACAUGUGAUCGCAAGACUGCUGAACAUCUCUUGAUUCAGUCAAAUAAAGAUGGAGCAUUUAUGGUGAGGAAGAGCUCUGGUCAAGACACACAGCAGCCCUACACGUUAGUAGUGUUGUACAAAAGCAGAGUGUACAACAUCCCAAUCCGCUUUCUACAAACUACGCGGCAGUACGCACUGGGAAAAGAGAAGGCAGUAGAGGAGUAUUUCAGCAGUGUCUCCCACAUCAUUGAGACCCACCAGAGGAAUCCUCUGGUUCUGAUCGACAGUCAGAGUAACAACAAGGACACAACCAAGCUGUGCUAUCCCAUCAACCUCUAGACAACCCUCACCGCCGACCCCGAGUCCUAACCACAUCAACACGCUCUGUUUGCCGCCACACCACUUGUAGUCCAGUAAUAGUUAUUAUUUAUGUCAUGGUCUGAAAAAUAUUUAUAAAAAGCAUUAUAGAAUCCUUUCAUCGCCCUCUACAACAUGCUGAAAGUGCCCAUGUGUCUUCCUGUUGUGAUGUCAUGUCAUCAUGGAAACAGCAAUUCUGAAACACCAGUGAAUUUUGAAUCAAGACACUGAUGGAGAUCAUGGCGUGGUGGCAAAAAACAAAAAUGUAUUAAAUUCACUGCUGCUCUGAUACGAAGCAUAUGACUUCCACAUAGCCGACAUUCAUGAUUCAAAAAGAUUAAGACUUUUUGUCAGCAACUGAAAAUGCACAAAAGCAAAAAUGACAACCUGGCACCAUGUUUGGACUGCAAUGUUUCAAAAAUUUCAUCAAGCCCUCAAGUGUGAAAUGUUUGCUAGAUCACCCAACCUUGGUUGUAUAAUGAUUUAAGAUUAUUUUUCUGCAUUUCUACAUCCCAGUUAAGACCCCCGUCUCACAUAGUACAAAUGCGCACUAGCCAAGCCGAAUCAGGCAGAAUGUAAAAAAAAAAAAAAAAUCGUACCACAUCUGGGAGGGAAUUGCGGAGGACAGCUGUCCGAAUAUCCAGACUGCAUUCCGACCUGCCCCGACUGAUUCAUACGUGUGCUGUGCGCGAGCCUCCAAAAGCAGUACAAAUGUAGGUGGGACACAGUAAGAGUACCUGGACAGCUGCCAGGAUGCAGUACGAACAAUAAGAAUGCACUUACAAGACGUAAGAUUGCAGUCCGAUUACAGUUUGGCAGAAUAUAUUCCAGAAGUGCUCCAGGUGCAGUCGAAUUUCCCGAAUGUGCCUGAACGCACCACUACAGGUCACAUUCAUGAAAUUCGGCGAAGGCAGAAGCAUGCCGAAUGUGCCCACAAACGCAAUCAGAAUGUCACAAAUGGCAUUUUCACAACAUUGGAUUGUUUAGAAUGCAGUCAGACGGCACUUCUGGUCAGAGUACCGUUCGACAGUUGUUCCACCUUGACUGCACCAUGACUGUUUUGAACAUAAGCAAAACAUUCGAGGCAGCCGCACGACUGUGCUUGACUGUUCAGACUAGGGAGGGGUGUUAUUUCAAAAAAUUUGGAAAUCUAUAAAUGUUUGCCUGGAAUAUGAAAAUACACACGGAAUAACGCAUAGCAGGAUAAAUUUUGGGUCAUUUGGUUCCAAAAACCCAUAUGGAUGGAGCCAGUGAAGAUAUCAGGUUCAAAAAU